Messenger RNA from Guillardia theta CCMP2712, 603 nucleotides. RefSeq lists its product as hypothetical. Gene Ontology annotation, cellular component: proteasome core complex; HslUV protease complex. The coding region runs from base 1 to 603 and encodes 200 amino acids. The transcript is spliced from 2 exons. NCBI's taxonomy places the organism in Eukaryota, Cryptophyceae, Pyrenomonadales, Geminigeraceae. Gene Ontology annotation, molecular function: threonine-type endopeptidase activity. The record is from RefSeq and is a predicted model, not a curated record.
AUGUAUGCUACAACCAUCCUAUGCGUGCGAAAAGGAGGCAAGGUUGUAGUGAUCGGGGACGGUCAAGUCACUCAGGGUUCCUACGUUGUCAAGGACAAUGCAAAGAAGGUUCGGACACUGCAGAACGGGAAGAUUUUGACUGGGUUUGCUGGUGCUGCUGUGGAUGCUUUGGCUCUGUUUGACAGGCUUGAAAGCAAGCUGGACCAGUAUCCAGAGCUCAUGCGUGCGUGUGUCGAACUUGCCAAGGAAUGGAGGAGCGACAAGAGUUUGCGUCGAACUCUGAAUGCCGUCAUGGUCGUCGCUGACAAAGAUCUCUCGCUUACGAUAUCGGGUAACGGAGACAUCCUCGAACCGAUGAACGGGGUCAUUGGCAUUGGCAGCGGUGGAAUCUAUGCACAGUGUGCAGCAAUGGCGUUGAUCGACAUAGAGUCGCUCGAUGCCGAGGAGGUAGCGAGGAGGUCGAUGAAGAUUGCGAGCGACACCUGCAUCUACACCAACCACAACUACGUGGUCCAGGUUCUUGACGGCAACAGUGACAAGAAGCCUGUUGAGGAAAAGAAGGACGGGCAGGCAAGCAACCAAGAGAAGGCGAGCCAGACAUAG